UUAACGUCUGAAGUUUAACGGUCGGUAUGAUCGCUCUCUUUGUGGCACUGUUGCUUGUAUUAGCGCCAGGAAGCGGGAAAGUGGCUCGCGCGAGUGGCGCGAAAGGAAACCGCUUCUUGUGCACGGCCGUGCCAACGGGCACCGACUUCAACUGCCCGGUGGACACGAACAGCCGGGUCCAGAACACCAGCCCGCAGGAGGAAGAAUUGCGGAAUACUAUAAUUCAACUGCGAGAGAUCAUCCUCCAACAGAAGGAAACUAUAGUCAGUCAACAGGGCACUAUUAAAGAGCUCAAUUCCAAACUCGUGCGCUGCGAGGCUGACGCCAAGUCGCGAGGCAACGCGCGCAGGAAGGAUUAUAGUAAAAACACGAUGGGUGACCUGCCGCGCGACCCCGCCGAGACUGUCCAGCAGCUGGGCAAGACCAUGCAGAGUCUGAAAGACCGCUUGGAGAACCUGGAGCAGCAGUUGCAUGCCAACACAUCCAGUGGACCUUUUCCCAAUGAGCUGAAAGACCUGCUGAAGCACCGUCUGAGUGACCUGGAGGGCCAGCUGCUGACCAGAGUGGCUGAACUUGAGGAAGAAAAGAGUCAGCUGUACAACGAGACAGCUGCUCAUCGCCAACGCACAGAGAACACCCUCAAAACGUUGCUGGACAGGAUCACCGAGCUGGAGAAAAGUAAUAGUGCAUUUAAAUCACCAGAGGACUUUAAGGUGUCUCUGCCUCUGCGCACCAACUACCUUUAUGGGCGCAUAAAGAAGAGUUUGCCAGAGAUGUACGCCUUCACUGUGUGUAUGUGGCUUAAGUCAAGUGCCAGCCCUGGAAUCGGAACCCCGUUCUCUUAUGGUGUCCCAGGACAGGCCAAUGAGAUUGUGCUAAUAGAGUGGGGAAACAACCCCAUAGAGCUUCUUGUCAAUGAUAAGGUAGCUCAGCUUCCUCUGUCUGUGAGUGACGGGCGCUGGCAUCACAUCUGCAUCACCUGGACAACCAGAGAUGGCUUCUGGGAGGCCUAUCAAGAUGGCGAGAGACUGGGGACUGGAGAGAACUUGGCCCCCUGGCACCCAAUUAAACCUGGAGGAGUCAUUAUCCUGGGCCAAGAACAGGACAUCGUAGGAGGGAGAUUUGAUGCCACUCAGGCUUUUGUAGGAGAGUUAAGCCACUUCAACAUGUGGGACAGGGUCCUGCGUCCCAUUGACAUCUCUGCCAUGGCCAACUGCUCCGCCUACAUGCCUGGCAACGUGGUGCCAUGGGUUGAUGCCAACGUGGAGGUAUUUGGCAGUGCAACCAAAGCAGCUCUGGAGAUUUGCGAAGACCGUCUCUUCGAUUCAUAAGGACACAUCUGUACAUUUGGGAGCAUUCUCGUUUUAUAGGUAACCAAUGUCCCAAUCUCAUUUUGGGAACUUUAAGAGAGAAAAAGGCAGUUAAUAGAAACACUGCGUUUUCACAUAAUGGAUUAUUUCACCCUCUAUUCUGCUUUAUGUUUGUUGAUAUUUCGCUGUCAGGCUGACACAGAAAUAAAAUGAUUGUAAUUUAUAAAAAAAAAAACAAGUCUGCACAUUCAAGGUCAGAACAGAGUAUUUACAACUCUGGCUGAAGUAAAACUCUCUUGUUGAUUCUAGACUUGUUUUAACUCUCUGUUGUAUCCUUCAGAAACAUUUUGUCUCUACAAACACAUGGGUAUUUAAAGAACUACAGUAAAAGGAGGAUUUUUCUGACAUUUGCACUGUAGUCUAACAUUGAUCAAUUUUGUCAUGUUGUGUAUAGGGUCCUUCAAACCACUGAAAAAAAACAAAACAAUUAAA
This is a messenger RNA of Xyrauchen texanus (razorback sucker), 1802 nucleotides long. RefSeq names its product neuronal pentraxin 2a (gene nptx2a). The record is from RefSeq and is a predicted model, not a curated record. The coding region runs from base 27 to 1331 and encodes 434 amino acids. Lineage: Eukaryota; Metazoa; Chordata; Actinopteri; Cypriniformes; Catostomidae. The transcript has 5 exons.